CUUGUGGCCGACCUGCCAAUCCGCGGGAGAUCUCGAAGGCGGACAUAUUGGCCCUGCCUGUACGACGCGAGCUAGCGACCACGGCCCGUCCGGGACCCACGAAUACGAGGGGACGGGAGAUAGACAUACUCCCUGCAACGAGACGCUGUGACGGCCGGCUGCGUGCAACCAAACAUACCCCAACGAACCAUCACGUCUGGCACGAGCACCCAGAGGCGGGUGCGCGGGUGUGUGUGGACGGGUCACCAGGACUACGAGCGGUUCAUAGUGGGCAGAAACCUGCGGCGCCUUGCAGAAACCAAGAGAGCUCUUGAGAGCUCUUGAGGCUUGAGAGUCGGCCAAUUGAGCUAGGCGGAGGUUGAGGCUGUUUGACGCUUGACGGCCGCCCGUCCGUCUGACGCGUCGGCCCUUUGGCUCUUGUUGUCCAACAUUUUUUUUUUCCUGUUUCUUUUCUUGGCCGCACAUACGCGGUUCGGUCGGGCAGAAUCCAGUGGUGGCGGCCUUGUGUUGGGCUUGGUGUGGGGGGUUUUUGGUUGUCUGGCCUCCGUUUCCAGCGCACGGUAAACACUAAACAAAUUACGCUAGGGGUGCUGCCGGCCCGACCGUGGGAAAAAACACAAUGUCUUUCACCACCAGCACCACGACGCUCACGACGACGCCGCUCUCGUCCAUCCCGCACCACAGCCUCCUGGCGCCUGCUCCUCUCAGAGCGUUUUCCCGUGCGCCGCCGCGAAGAUCCUCAGGCCUGGGCUCGCUAGCCUCGGCGUCGACGCCAAACCUCAACUCGCUCUACACGGCUCACUCGCGCCUCGCUCCCCCGGGCCUGUCGCGCAAGGCCUCCUUCGCUGCCCUCACCCCGAACUCGCUCGCCUCCAUCCCCGAUGACACCGAGUCCUACGCCCUGCACUCCGUCCUGAACGACGAAGACGCCCCCGCGUCCCCCACCAGGAUGUUGCCCCCGAUCUCGAGCCCGGCACGCCCGUCCACGGCCGACCCCCACGGCGCCGUCGCCGUCGGCGACUCAGUCGAUGUGCCUGGCAACAUGGUUGGCACCGUCCGCUUCGUUGGCUCCGUCGGCGGCCGUAGGGGGGUCUUUGCCGGCGUCGAGCUGCACCCGGAAUUCGCCUUGAGGGGCAAGAACAAUGGUGACGUCGACGGCGUUUCCUAUUUCACCACCACGAGGGCAGGCGCUGGCAUCUUCCUACCACUCUCCAAAGCCGUCAGGCGAGGCUCACCACUAACCAUGCCCCUAACACCGACGGCCUCCAUGCCCGGCCUCAAGGCCGGGAACCAGAACUCGACAAACUUUACUCCCCCAACGCCAUCACUACCCAAGUUCAGCCAGUCUAUCGGUCCAAGCCGCACUGCAAGUCCAACGGGCAAGAGGCCUAGAAUGUCAAUAGCACGGCCCGAGUCCCCCAUUCGCCGCCUGCAGAUGACGCCUGCCCCCCGCUCUUCCAUCGCAACGCCUGCUCCGAAAGUGGCUGGGCCAAGGUACGGCGGCUCGCCAAACAGCAAGUUCUCCCAGAGCGUUCGUGGCACCGCCGGUGAUCCCAGCAAGCGGGGAGGCCUGAGGCAGGAGAGCAGGGUUGGCGGCGUCGGCCCACGCAGCGCGUCCGCACUGGGUGGCGGCAGCCAAAGCGGCUUCACCGACGACGAGACCACACCCGUUGGGCUCAAAAUGCCCCAGACCAACGGCAGCAUAGGCUCCAUAUCUUCUCUUAGCGCCAAGCUGCGUCCGCCAUCCCGCACCGCCAACGGCAACGCCUCUCAGAAUGAAGAAAUGGAGCGUCUUCGCGCCAAGCUCGAGGACCGCGACAGGCAGCUGAAGGAACAGGCCCAGUCGCUGGCCGAGAUGGAGAGCAACUUGACGGAGCUACAGACUCUUUUCGAGGCCCAUGUUGAAGGAGGCGAUGUACCAAUGCCGGGCCGGCGGGGGAGCCUCGACGACAAGGACACGGCGCAGCUCCGAGCCCUGCUGCGGGAAAAGAACGAGAAGAUAGCAAUGCUCACUGCCGAGUUCGACGCCCACAGGGCCGACUUCAGGAGCACUAUUGAUACGCUGGAGCUGGCAAGCACCGAGACGGAGAGGGUGUACGAGAAGAAGCUGGAGGAGGUGCUGCAGGAGCUGCACGACUACCAAGAUCGCACCACGGACGUCAACGCCGUCGCCAAACAGCUUAAGCAGCUGGAAGAGCUGGUGCAGGAGCUCGAGGAAGGGCUCGAGGACGCCAGGCGAGGCGAGGCCGAGGCGCGUGGCGAAGUCGAGUUCCUUAGGGGCGAGGUUGAGAGGACACGCUCGGAGCUGCGGCGGGAGCGCGAGAAAGCGGCCUCCGCAGGGCCUGCCAACGGCACCCGAGGCGGAUCCAGCUCCAAGGAGCUGGAGCAGAAGGAGGACGAGAUUAGAGGUCUCAAGGCCAUCAUCCACUCACUGAGCAGGGACUCGAUUCCCGGGCUGCCUGGCGACGAUCCCAACAGGACGCCCACCCUGAGCCAGGCCCCCUUCAAAGGCGCUUCCAACGACCGCAUCGCGCGUGAGCGUCUGGAGCGUGAAGUGGCUGAGCUUCGAGCGCUGCUGAACACCAAGUCUGGCCGCGAGGGCGAUAUCGAGCGCGAGCUUGACCAGCUCCGCAUCGACAGCCACCGGGCUAGUGCCGCUACGGUGGUACCCAUCGACCACGACUCGUUCCGUGACUCGAGGGGCACCGCCAUACUCUCGCGGGAGGUCGAGCCGCGGUCACCUGAGGGUCCCCGCAAGACGCACACGCGUGCCACUACUCUCGAUACCAUGCCCGAGAGCGACGCCUACUCGACGGCGACCGAGAACAGCACGCUCUGGUGCGAGCUGUGCGAGACGUCUGGCCAUGGCAUCCUGAACUGCACCAACAUGUUCGGCCCCCAGGGCAACGGCAACGCCAACGGGUCGCCCGCAUCGGCCCGCGGCUACCACGGCCGGGCGGGCAGCGGUGCUGAUGGCGCCAUGCGCAACGGCAAGGAUGUCGUCCGCAACUCCGGGGUCCGAAACCUGUCGCCCAAGAGGGGCCAGGACGCCUCGGCGACGCCCGCGCCGCUGUCGCCCAUGCGGACCAAGGCUCCCGUCCCCACGCCCGACGUCAAGAUCCUGCCAAACCCCAUGGAGUCGGGCCCCGUCGCCGGAAAGGAGAGCGGCGUCGUCGAUGUCGAGAAGUGGUGCGCUCUGUGCGAGCGCGACGGGCACGACAGCGUUGACUGCCCCUUCGAGGACGCCUUUUAAACAGACAGACAAGAAACUCGUGUCUGCGAGCCAAUUGACGACAUGACCAUUGUUUUACAACUCAACACCUCAGCACCUCAGCCGGUCGAGUACGAACCAGGCGAAGAGUGCAGCCGCCAUGACCCAAACUACCUUAUAUAAUCAACCAACUACGCUUGGUAAUUCUUUUGGCCCUGUUCGACUCCAAGUCGGCUUCCUAUUCUCUAUUCUCGACCACUUUUUACACUGUACAAUAUGUCUGCCGGCCCCUUCCGCAGGAAACGCCUAACCUUUUCAUAACGGACUUUGUUUUCUGGGGCAAACUUGUCUCGGCGAGGCGCGUAUCAGGGAGCAAUGAACGAUGUUUUCUCGACUUGCUAUCGAGGUCGGCGCUGUUUAAUUCGAGUUGUUACGGCCCUGCGAUGAUGGCAUCUUCGCUGUUGGGUGGGGACAGUAACCGGUUUUCCUUGAUGCAAAACAAGCGAACCGAGUGUGACGGCGCUCCCAUUCAACCUCCUGCCGCCCUUCUACCAAGGUUCUGUUGCUUUGCGAGACUAGUUCCCUCGGCCUUUGUUUCUCUUUAUCUUGUGCUUCCACUCUUCAUGCGCCUCACACUCGAGGGGGGGCCGGCGGGGAGGAGGGUCAGGUGUGUUUGCUCUAGGAUACCCGCUGGGUUUUGAUGUUUUGCCGGCCACUGUCUUGGAAGGGGAAAGGGCAUCGAGUACUCUAGAUAUUGUCUUUUUAAUCAUGCGGUAGACAAAACGAACAACGUUGAUCAUGCCAACAACCGUAAGGGCAAGUCCUUGUGUGCAAGGCAGCAAGAUGAAGAAGGAAACAUGAUCUGGGGUGAGCUAGCGAGGUAUGAGCCGUAACUUUGAUAUUGAGAGCUAAAUCACAGUCCAUCAUCUUACAUGGCUGUAUUC
This is a messenger RNA of Gaeumannomyces tritici R3-111a-1, 4155 nucleotides long. RefSeq lists its product as hypothetical. The coding region runs from base 620 to 3253 and encodes 877 amino acids. The transcript has 2 exons. NCBI's taxonomy places the organism in Eukaryota, Fungi, Ascomycota, Sordariomycetes, Magnaporthales, Magnaporthaceae. The record is from RefSeq and is a predicted model, not a curated record.